Molecule: messenger RNA, 3228 nt
Organism: Durio zibethinus
Lineage: Eukaryota; Viridiplantae; Streptophyta; Magnoliopsida; Malvales; Malvaceae
Product: RNA-binding (RRM/RBD/RNP motifs) family protein
Molecular function (GO): RNA binding
Source: RefSeq, a predicted model, not a curated record
CUUUGUUUUUCUUUGUUGGAAUACAAAAGAUAGAGAAAGUGGUGAUACAGCGAAAAAGGUUGGGUCCUUGAAUUUUCAUUGGACAACCUUGCCUACUAAUGUCGUGGGUGCCCACUAGCAGCUUUUUUGUCUUUUUUUUUUUUUUUCUUAUUUUCGCUUCCCUGCUACUUCUUCAUCCUUUAAUCACCCUUCUUUCUUUCUCUCUCUUAAUUGUGUUAUAACUUGGUAUAUAUAAUAUAUAUUUAACACUUGUUGAUAAGUGUUUCUUUUUAUUUUCUGGCCCUCUCAACAGUAAUGAUUUUCUCGUUACGGGUAUCGUUGUUGAGGAAUCUGAGGAGUUUUGGUUGUGAAAAAGUAGCAGUUAUAGCAUUAGAAAAACAACAGGUAGAAGAAGAAGAAGAACAUCACCAAAAAAACAAAAACAGGAUACGCCGGUGCACGAGUGCUUGAGGAAGGGCAAAGAGGAAGCAAAGCUUUGGGUUUGAUUGAUGUGAUCAUUCAAACAAACGGCUAUAUCAAAGUUCCUUUUUUUUUUAUAAUUUUGUUUUAUCAUUUUUUAACCACUCUAUAUUUGGCUUCUGGAGUGGUUGGUUGUUUUUUUUUUUAAUUUUUGGUUCUUGGUUCCUUUAGCCUUUUUUCUUCAAGCUCUAUUUCCCUGUUUUAUUUGGGGAGUCUGGUCUGUUUUCUAUGUCUCAACAAAGGCAAUUUCAGAUGGUGGGUGGUAACAAUCCAGGGCAGUAUAAUGACACAACUUUUACAAAAAUUUUUGUUGGUGGAUUAGCUUGGGAAACUCAAAGAGAUACCAUGAGGCGUUAUUUUGAGCAAUUUGGAGAGAUUCUUGAGGCUGUGGUAAUCACAGAUAAGAAUACAGGGAGAUCCAAGGGUUAUGGCUUUGUUACCUUUAAGGAUCCAGAGGCAGCUAUGAGAGCAUGUCAAAACCCUUCUCCUAUCAUUGAUGGAAGGAGAGCAAACUGCAAUCUUGCUUCAUUUGGUGCACAAAAGACUCGUCCAACAACUCCUCAAUACGGGGCAGGACGGUUUAGAGCACCUGGAUUGAUGGCACCGCCUGGUUAUCAUGGUUCCUCAUCAACUUAUAUCCAACAUCCUACCGGUCAAUAUUCAAUUCCUUUCUCAGCUUACGGGUAUACUGGAUAUUCACAAGACAACAUUUAUCCUUUGAACUAUUAUAGUCUCUUUGGAGGUCAACAAUUUUCACCUUACUACACUACCGGGGCAUCAGUGACACCGGGGAUUUUUCAUAAUUUUUAUCCAUAUUAUGCUCAAUAUGCACAAAAUAGCCAAGCUCAUGGUUUUGGAGUUCAAUAUCCCCAAAUGGUACAAUAUCCUUUUUUGCCUCACCAGUAUAACUCGACGGGAAUCCUAUCACUUCCAUCUUCAAUGCCUAUUACAGCAACUACUGCAGGUGUUGCAACUACAACUACAGCAACUGCAGCAGCAGUGGUAGCAACAACUACAACAACUACAACAACAACAACAACAACAACAGCAACAACAGAAGUAACAACACCACCAAUAACUGCAUCACUACCCCCAGCAACAACAGCAACAACUGGGGUGGUGGGAACAGUGCCAGGCCCUUCACAAGCUUCUGGGAAACCUACUGAGAAGAAACCAUCAAGUUAAUCUGUGUUGAGGGAUACAGUGUCUUCUACCUGACAAUCAAGAUCUUUUGAAAGGGAAGUAAAGGUCAAGCAAAAAGGAAACAUUUGAAUAAAAGGAAUACAACAAUUUAUUGAUUCAAAGGAAUGAUGGUUCAUGCCUGAUCACCAAGCAUAACAAGGGAUGGAACUAAAGAACUUCAGAAGGGGAUUGUUCAUUCAUGGAACGGGCGCUUUAGAUUUAAACCUCGCUCCACUAACUGUCUACAAUUCAUUCUCAUUUCAUGCCCGAUAGGAUUGUCUUAUUAUCAUCAUCUUUAGUCACCAAUUCAUCAUACAUGUUUGGUCUAGGAUAGUAGGGAGUCUUAAUUAGUUGUUAGCAUUAGGAGAAGAAAUCAUAUUCAUUCAUGUAUUUGCAUCAGGUGGAAACUAAAUAUUGGCUUUGGAUUCUACCUUAGACACUAAUUAUUAGAUGAUUUUGUCUCGGUUGCAGAGAGCAUCCGAUGACAGUCUUGUUCAUACUGGUGGCAAGUGGUUCAGAAGAUUGAUUUUGUAUCUUUGAACCCAAAUUUGAUUGGUUGGUCAAGAAAAAAGGCGAGCUUGGAUGGCUCACCCAUUAGCUUAUAAUUUUUUUUUUUGUUUGUUCAUUAUUCAUGAUUGAUAUUUUUUCAAAGAUAGGAUUAGUUGGGAUAAUAAGAUGCUAUUAAUUCCUUUUCUUUUUUUUAACAGAUAAUCGUCGCUUUUGUCCUUCAUCUUUCGCUUUCAUUGGCUAUUCUUUUUAAUUAAUAGAUCAAAUCCUUCUUUUCCAUGAUCAUCACUUUUGGGGUUUGAUGCAUGUGUUUGGAAUCCAAGGGGAUCGCAUCUCACAAAAAAGAGGUCAAUUGUCGGAGGGUAUACCUUUUGCUUGUUUCGGAGUCAAGCAUGCCGCUUGUAUCAUAUCAUGCUUCUGAGUUUUGAUCCUUCCAAUUCAAUGAAAGCCCGGAAAAGUUUCUUCUAUAAAAAUGAUGGGAAAAUAAAUCCAACAGAUCAUCUGAAGUGUGUCAAAAGAAGAAAUAGGAGAAAUACGGCUGUAGCUUUUACACCCUCCAACUCCAAUUAAUAAACUACCGUAAAGGGAUUUUUUUUUCUUUUGGGCUUCUCCUCUGUUCUCAGCAACUGUUACAAAAUAUAAAAGUUGCAACAACGAAGUUGGUCGGUUCCAAAACAUUUAAAAAUGGUAAUUGUUUAACAUGUCAUCAUUGUCAUUGUUGAGGAAUGAGUAUGAAAGGUUCUUGUAUUAGUUAAUUUUCUCUCAGGGUCGUCUGGUUUUAGGCAUUUUUACUUUAGUGUUGGGUCAUUAUCUGUUUUACUUUUCUGGUAGUACUUGCAUUUGGCGCAAUUGUCCAAGAUGGGCCAACCAGCAUGUUGCAUGGCAGAAGGCGUCACAUUCUCAGUUGGUCUGAAAUUCACUUCUCUUUUUUAUCGAUGGUUUGGUAAGAUUUAGAUCUUAUAAAACAAUCUUAGCAACAUUUUUAAUUUAAUAUUGCUCUUAUUUUGAUACAAACUGCAAGAAAAGUAGACCUAAUUUAUCUAAAUGAAUAAGAAAAUAUUUUGUAACGAUUCAAUUCGC